Molecule: messenger RNA, 3745 nt
Organism: Paramuricea clavata
Lineage: Eukaryota; Metazoa; Cnidaria; Anthozoa; Malacalcyonacea; Plexauridae
Source: the annotation of a GenBank genome assembly
AUGGGGCAAUCAAACUCGAAACAUAGAAAGAAAAAUAAAACGCCUAUCCAAUACCAUGCAAAAGCCCUGGAAAUUGUACAAGAACGUGGAGAUAAAGAACAUGAAACAGCUGCGUACAAUGGAUUAGCAGAUGCCUAUAGAUUUAACAAACAGUUUGAGAAAGCUAUUGGAUGCUAUCAGAAAGCCUUGGAAAUUGCGCAGGAGCGUGGAGACAAAAAACGGGAAAAAGCUGCCUACAUUGGUUUCGGACAUGCUUAUAAGAAUAAGAGUCUGUUUGACGCAGCUAUUCAUUACUACAAGAAAGCGUUGGAAGUUACCCAAGAACUUGGAAAUAAAGAAGAGGAAACAGUUGCAUACAAUAGGUUAGCAGAAGCUUACAAUGGGUUGGGACAUGCUUGUAUAUUGAGUAAUCAACUUCAAAAGGCUAUUCAAUGCUACCGCAAAGCCCUGAAAAUUGCACAACAAGGGGGAGUUAAACAACAGGAAACAAUUGCGUGCAAUCGUUUAGGACAUGCUUAUAAAUUAGACAAUCAGAUUCAACCAGCUAUUCAUUACUACCAGAAAGCCCGGAAAAUUGCACAAGAAUGGGGAGAUAAAGAACAGGAAACAGUUGGGUGCAAUUGGUUAGGAGAUGCUUAUAGAUUGAACAGUCAACUUCAAAUGGCUAUUCAGUACUAUCAGAAAGCCUUCCAAAUUGUACAAGAACGUGGAGAUAAAGAACAUGAAACAGUUGCGCACAAUGAAUAAGGAGAUGCUUAUAGAUUGUGCAAAGAGUUUGAGAAAGCUAUUGAGUGCUAUCGGAAAGCCUUGGAAAUUGCGCUGAAGCGUGGAGAUAAAAAACAGCAAAAAGUUGCCUACAGUGGUUUCGGACAUGUUUAUAAGUAUAAUAAUCUGUUUGAAGAAGCUAUUCAUUACUACAAGAAAGCGUUGGAAAUUACCGAAGAACUUGGAGAUAAAAAAGAGGGAACAGUUGCGUACAAUGGGUUAGGAGAAGCUUACAGGUUGAACAGUCAACCACAAAUGGCUAUUCAUUGCUAUCAGAAAGCCUUCGAAAUUGCACAAGAAUGUGGAGAUAAACGGCAGGAAACAGUUGCGUGUAACGGGUUGGGAUAUGCUUAUUUAUAUAACAAUGAGUUUGAAACGGCUAUUCAGUACUAUCAGAAAGCCAUGGAAAUUGCACACAAACGUGGCGAUAACCAACUUGAAACCUGCAAUGGGUUAGGGCAUACCUAUAUGUAUAACAACAUGUUUCCAACUGCUGUUAUAUAUUAUCAGAGAGCCUUGGCUAUGGCAAUAGAAUAUGGACAUAAACAACAGGAAUCAUUUGCCUACAAUGGGUUGGGACAUGCUUGUAGAUUGAAUAAUCAACUUCAAAAGGCUAUUCAAUACUAUCACAAAGCCCUGGAAAUUGCACAACAAGGUGGAGUUAAACAACAGGAAACAGUUGCGUACAGCGUGUUAGGACAUGCAUAUAAAUUGAACAACCAGUUUCAAAUGGCUAUUCAAUCCUACCAGAAAGCCUUGGAAAUUGCACAAGAAAGUGGUGAUAAACAACAGGAAACAAUUGCGUACAAUCGUUUAGGACAUGCUUAUAAAUUGGACAAUCAGAUUCAAUCAGCUACUGAUUACUACCACAAAGCCGUGGAAACUGCACAAGAAUGUGGAGUUAAAGAACAAGAAACAGUUGCGUACAAUGGGUUAGGAGAUGCUUAUAGAUUGAACUGUCAACCUAAAAUGGCUAUUCGACACAAUCACGCAGCCUUGGAAAUUACACAAGUGCUUGGAAGUAAAAAACAGAAAACAGUUGCGUACAAUGGGUUAGGACAUUCUUAUAUGUAUGACAACAUGUUUCAAAUGGCCAUUCAAAACUACAAGAAGGCCGUGGAAAUUGCAAAGCAGGAAGGAGAUAGAGAACAGGAAACUGUUGCCUACUAUGCGUUAGGAGAUAUUUAUAGAUUGAACAAUCAGUUUCAAACGGCUAUUCGAUAUUUUGAGAAAGCCCUGGAAAUUGCACAUGAAGAUGAAGAUAAAGAACAGGAAACAGUUGCGUACAAUCGGUUAGGAUAUGCUCAUAGAUUGAACAAUCGCCUUAAAACAGCUAUUUGUUACUAUCAGAAAGCCCUGGAAAUUGCACAAGAACGCGGAGAUACACAACAUGAAACAGUUGCGUACAAUGGGUUAGGAUAUGCUUAUUUAUAUAACAAUGAAUUUGAAACGGCUAUUCAGUACUAUCAGAAAGCCUUGGAAAUUGCACAUGAUUGUGGAGAUAACCUACAGGAAACCGUUGCGUACAAUGGAUUAGGACAUGCUUAUUUGUUGAACAAUAAAUUUCAAACAGCUAUUCAAUGCUAUCAGAAAGCCUUGAAAUUUGCGCUAGAAGGUGGAGAUAUACAACAGGAAACAGUUGCUUACAUUGGCUUAGGACAUGGCUAUAGAUUGAACGAUCAGCUUCAAAUGGCUAUUCAAAACUACGAGAAGGCCGUGGAAAUUGCACAGCAGGGAGGAGAUAGAGAACAGGAAACUGUUGCCUACUACGCGUUAGGAGAUAUUUAUACAUUGAACAAUCAGUUUCAAACGGCUAUUCGAUAUAUUGAGAAAGCCCUGGAAAUUGCACAUGAAGACAUUUGCUUACAAUCGGUUAGGAUAUGCUCACAGAUUUAACAAUCGCCUUAAAACAGCUAUUUGUCACUAUCAGAAAGCCCUGGAAAUUGCACAAGAACGCGGAGAUACACAACAUGAAACAGUUGCGUGCAAUGGGUUAGGAUAUGCUUAUUUAUAUAACAAUGAGUUUGAAAGGGCUAUUCAGUACUAUCAGAAAGCCGUGGAAGUUGCACAUGAACAUGAAGAUAACCUACAGGAAACAGUUGCAUACAAUGGAUUAGGACAUGCUUAUAUGUUGAACAUUAAGUUUCAAACAGCUAUUCAAUAUUAUCAGAAAGCCUUGGAAUUUGCGCCAGAAGGUGGAGAUAAACAACAGGAAACAGUUUCUUACAUUGGGUUAGGACAUGGUUAUAGAUUGAACGAUCAGCUUCAAAUGGCUGUUUAAAACUACGAGAAGGCCGUGGAAAUUGCACAGCAGGGUGGAGAUGAACAACAAGAAACAGUUUCGUACAAUGCGUUAAGAGAUGCUUACAGAUUGAACGAUCGUUUUCAAACGGCUACUCGAUACCAUCAAAACACGGUGAAUAUUGCAUAUGAACGUGGGGAGGAACAACGCGCAACAUUUGCCCACAAUGGAUUAGGUCAUGCUUAUAGAUUGAGCAAUAAAUUUGAAACGGCUAUUCAUCACUACCAAAUAGCCUCGGAAAUUGCACAACAGCGUGGAGAUAAAGAACAGGAGACAGUUGCGUACAAUGGGUUGGGGCAUGCUUACAGAUUGAGCAAUCAAUUAGAAACGGCUAUUCAGUACUACCGGAAAGUCUUGGAAAUUGUGCAAGAGCGGGGCGUUGCCUUAGAAUAUGCUGAUAGAUUGAAAACUCAGUUUACAAUGGGAAUUGUAUACCAUGAUAUUGAAUACUUUGAAAAAGCCGUAAAAUUUGAAAGUGAGGGAGUGGAAAAAUUACGAGAAAUUCAAAUAUUCAUUGAGUUAGGAAAAUCAUAUAGAUUAAACAAACAGUUUGAAAUGUCAUUUAACCAGUAUAAGAAGGCCAUGGAAAUUGCAAAAGAGCAACAAUCUCAAGAGGAAGAAGUUAUUGCAUUAAAUGGAAUGGAAGAAACUGUUAAAGGUGAGCUUAUGUUUGUUUGA